Messenger RNA from Camelina sativa (false flax), 2318 nucleotides. The record is from RefSeq and is a predicted model, not a curated record. Lineage: Eukaryota; Viridiplantae; Streptophyta; Magnoliopsida; Brassicales; Brassicaceae.
UCAGUCAGAUCAGUUUAUCCUAAACGCUGCCGUUUAGCAUUCCGCCACUACGGGCAGGAAACAGAUCCCGUGCAAAAGCUCCGGUGGUUCUUCUCCACCGCCGUAUGUUCUUCCGGCGCACCAGACGGCCUUCUGGACCAACUUUAGUUCGAGAUCUAUUCCGAUCCUCUGUCUAAAAGCUACUUCUGGUAUUACCAUCGUUCUCUCUCUCCCUCUGUAACCUCUGCGUAUUUGAAUCGUAUUGACUAGAGUCUUCGUUACACUUGCAUCGCUCUCUCUCUCUUCCAUGGUUUCGGAACUAGUUCUACCUCUAUUAUUCAAGUCCUUUUCACAUAUCUCAUAGGUUUCGUGUGUCAAUUCGAAUUUUUCGGAACUUCUGUUGAUGCGAUUUGUUNUUUUUUUUUUUUUUUUUUUUUUUUUUUUUUUUUUUUUUUUUUUUUUUUUGAUUCACAGCAAUGGGAAUCAUCGAAAACGGAACAAUCUCGGGUAACUUGCCGAGCAAGGAGGCGUUUGUGGUUCACUAUCCUGGGUACCCAUCAUCUAUUCCCCGAGCUCUGGAGACUCUUGAGGGAAUCCAUGGGACUUUCCAGGCAAGAGAAUCAACGUCAAACAAGCUUGAGCUACAUUUCCGCCCUGAAGACCCUUACGCACAUCCUGCCUGGGGAGUCCAACGUCCUUGUAAUGGUUUUCUGUUGAAGAUUUCUAAAGAAGCUGUUAAGAAAGAUUCUCUGCCUGAAAGGCAACCUGUUCUUGCCACUAAAGAUGCAUGCUUACCAGAAGCUUGCUCAGCUCUUUGUGCUGAUAUUGUAGCUCGUGUGUCUGAGUCUUAUUGCUUCGAUGGCAUGGCUGACUACCAGCAUGUGAUUUCUAUUCACGCGGAUGUUGCACAGCAAAAGAAGAGAAAAUGGAUGGAGGUGAAGCCGCUUGCAGGAAACAGUGACCUAAUGGACAUGGCUGAUGAAGAUGUAAUGAUGUUAUUGCCACAGUUCUUUGCACCCAAAGAUAUGCCAGAUAAUUUGGUGCUGAGACUUCCAGUAACAUUACCAAAAAAGAAAGAGGAACCAACUCAGACUCUUUAUGAGAUAGAUAUUGGCCCAGUAUUUGCAAUUGAUUUCGGUGUUAAAGAGAUCCCAAAGAUAUUAAACUGGGAAGACGUAAUUGUUCCCAGCUCCAACCAGUGGAAAUGGCAGGUGGCAGUGUCUGCACUCUUUGAGGAGCGACCUGUGUGGACAAGAGAUUCCAUAGUCCAACGACUACUUGAUAAAGAUCUUAAAUGCACACAUCAUAUGCUAAACAGGUUUUUUCUUAGAUCUGCAUAUUAUUUCUCGGGUGGUCCAUUUCUUAGGUUCUGGAUUAGAAGAGGCUAUGAUCCACGGAAAGAUCCUGAGUCUCGUGUAUAUCAGAGAAUGGAAUUCAGGGUUCCACCUGAAUUAAGGGGUUAUUGUGAUGCCAAUGCAACUAACAAGUUAAAGCCAAGCUGGGAUGACAUUUCUGCUUUUAAAGUAUUCCCUUUCAAAUGCCAAACAUUUCUACAGUUAUUUGAACUUGACGACGAGUACAUUCAACGAGAAAUAAGAAAGCCUCCCAAGCAGACUACUUGUAAUUAUAAAACAGGAUGGUUCUCAGAAGCACUGCUUGAUAAUUUGAGACUCCGUGUAGCUGUGAGAUUUGUAUCUGUGUUUCCUGAGCCAGGUUUCGAAGAUGUUUUUAAAUCUAUUCAAGAAGAGUUUGAGAGGUCAGAAAAGACACGAAUUCAGAAAGAUGCAAUGAAACCAGGUCAACGGAAUCACCAGGAAACAACUAAAGGUAAGUUAGAUAUGAAAAGGUGUAAAAUCCCAAACGAAGAGAAAGAUGGUGAUGUUAAUGCGGAUGAAGAUUCGGAAGACAUGGAUGAUGAAUCCGAGGACCUCAAUGUGGGUGCAAAUGAUGAUGACAUAUCAUUAUUAAGUUCUCAUGGAUUUGACGACAUGGAGAACAACUCCAGAACCUAUCUGCAAGGUUUAUUCAAUAGAUUUCCAAGCAGCGCACCAGCUCAGUAUGGUGGUCCUGGUGAUGAUGGUAGCGACGGAGAGUAUCCGAUUUACGAGCAAGAAUCCAACGCUUUGGAUGAUGACAGUGAUGAUGAUGAUGAUGAUGAUGAUGAUGAUGAUGACGAGUGAAGAACUUUGCAUAUAUGUAGUGUGUAUUUUGUGUGUGUAGCUAAUGUAAAGAGACAAUCCAAGGGUGAAUGUAAUUUCAACGGUAAGAUUGAUUGUGCAAUUAAGGAGAAUGUAGUAAAAAAGAAAAGUUAGUGGGUUGUAAAGUUCAAAAUAUAAAAA